This is a messenger RNA of Closterium sp. Naga37s-1, 957 nucleotides long. NCBI's taxonomy places the organism in Eukaryota, Viridiplantae, Streptophyta, Zygnematophyceae, Desmidiales, Closteriaceae. The record is from the annotation of a GenBank genome assembly.
AUGAGUUCUUUCUCCUCUCCUUCUACUAUGUUCCUCCCUCAUCUUACAGACUACCAAAGAAUAGACGGUGAGGAGCACUUGAAUGCUCUACUUCAAGCCUGCCCCAUCCCGCCGAAGGUAUACGAGGACUUUGCUGCGGAUGACUUUGAGGAAGUCCGGAUCAAUUUCGAGGAGGGGUAUGUGUGGCAUGGGAGGUGUGUGUGUUGCACGGGAGGGGUGCGUGUUGCACGGGAAGGGGUGUGUGUUGCACGGGAGGGGUGUGUGUUGCACGGGAGGGGUGUGUGUUGCACGGGAGGGGUGCGUGUUGCACGGGAAGGGGUGUGUGUUGCACGGGAGGGGUGUGUGUUGCACGGGAGGGGUGUGUGUUGCACGGGAGGGGUGUGUGUUGCACGGGAGGGGUGUGUGUUGCACGGGAGGGGUGUGUGUUGCACGGGAGGGGUGUGUGUUGCACGGGAGGGGUGUGUGUUGUACGGGAGGGGUGUGUGUUGCACGGGAGGGGUGUGUGUUGCACGGGAGGGGUGUGUGUUGCACGGGAGGGGCACCUUUAUCCAGGCGGCCUUUUUUAGAUUGCAACAGCAGGUGGAGCUGCGGCUGCUCGAGCAGGGAGGGGCGAUGAUUCAGCGGAACGCGCAGAGCGAGGGGGGGCUGCCAUCAGGUGAAGGGUGUGGAGGCGAAGGCGGAGCUGGAGGCGGAAGUACCCCCGCUCUUCCCACUAGGGAUGAGGGGGAGCACGGCACGCACGGCACUCCUGCCAGCAGCAGCACCGGCGACGCCAGCAGCAGCACCGGCAACGCGACAUACACGGUGGAGAUGGAUUAUGAAAGCGCGGGUGCUGUCCUCCUUUUCCAUGCCAUUCACCUCCAUGCCCCUCUCUCCUCCCACCAGGCGUACACGGAGGGGAUGGAGGCGGGGGCGGGGAACAUUCAGCUGCACAUUCAGCUACUGCUGCUGCUGUAG